CUAUGUUUUGAGAAAAAAAAACGAGCAUGGACGUCAUGCGAAAAAACAUCGAUCAUUAUUUUCAAAAUAAUUUAUGUAUAUUUUAAAUGAGUUAAGUGUGUAUGAAACGUAUAUAAGUUCCUAUUAUUUACUUGUAUAAAACAUUUUCUUUGAAUAAGUAGUCCUUUUUUUAUGUGUUCGAAAAGCCGCCUGUCAGGUUAUAAUAAUUUUUUUCGACGGCUGUGAAAUCGAACAAGUCGUCGAUUUUAUUGUGAAAGUUAGUUUAUAAUGGUAGCAAAAUGAAGUGUCAUUACGAAGUUUUGUGUGUGACGAAGGAGGCGAGUGCUUCGGAAAUAAAGAAAGCCUACAGAAAACUCGCACUGCAGUGGCACCCUGACAAAAAUUUAGAAAACCUGCAAGAAGCCAAAGAGCAUUUCCAACUUGUGCAAAAUGCAUACGAAGUACUCUCAGACCCUCAAGAAAGAGCAUGGUAUGACAACCACAGAGAGCAACUGCUGCGUGGAGCCGGCAGCUCCUACAAUGAUGACAGCCUUGAUGUUUACCCCUACUUUAGUCCGUCCUGCUAUAAAGGGUUUGGUGACAAUCCCCAAGGCUUUUAUGGAGUUUACUCUGAGGUAUUCUCCAAGUUGGCUGCAGAAGAAACAGAUUUCCUGGAUGACCCGGAGGAUGUUAACAAGAUCCCCAAGUUUGGAAACUCCACUACACCUUAUGAGGAAGUACACGAGUUCUAUGCCUAUUGGAUGUCAUUUUCUACAAAUAAAAGUUAUGUUUGGCUAGAUCAGUAUGAAAUAUCACAGGGUGAUAACCGUCGGAUAAUCAAGUUAAUGGAGAAAGAAAACAAUAAGAUAAGACAAAAGGCACGUAGAGAAAGAAAUGAAGAGAUCAGAAGGCUAGUGAGCUUUGUUCGCAGAAAGGACAAGAGAGUCAUUGAACAUACAAGGCAGCUGCAAGAAAAGGCUGAAGAAAAUAAAAAGAAGGCAGAACAAGUGCGCAGAGAGAGGAUAAUUCAAAGGCAGAAAGAAAUAGAAGAAGCAAAAAAACAAGAAGGAGAAUCAUCUUUCCUCCAGAGCGAGGAAUAUCAGAAGAAACUUAGUGAAAUUGAGUCAUUGCUGGCUGAGGAGUUUGGGAUUUCCUCUGAUGAUGAUACCAUCAGUGAGGGGGGCAUGGAGAGCAGUAAUGAAGAAAGUUCUAAGACUGAGGAGGUAAGCGAAACAUCAAGAGCAACAAAAUCAUCCUCUAAAAACAAAUCUGCAAUAAAAAAUCUGUAUUGCUCAGCUUGCAAUAAACUAUUUAAGAAUGUGAACUCAUUCGAAAAUCAUGAGAAUAGUAGGAAACAUAAGGAAAAUGUUGCUAACAUGACUCUAGGUGACGAUAUUGAGAUAUCAGACCCUGGUGAAAAUGAUGAUGUGCAGGAGAGCCCUAGGAAAACUAAAGAUAAAGUGAAUGGUUUGACGGAGGAGGAAUGUGAUAACUCGACUUCUGAUAUUGAAGACAAUGAUAUACGGGAAACUUUGAGUGAUGAUUCGGAUCAAAUACAGGCUUUACCCAAGAGCCAGAAGAAAAAGAAAAAUAAGAAGAAAGCUUUUAUUCCCAUGCCUGAGAGUGAGGGCAAUGAUAGCCACGAUGAGAUGAGCUUUAAUGAAAUAGAGGGUCCAUCUCGGUGCAGAAAAGCCAAGAAGUUCAACAUGCUCAAGAGUCAAAUUCAGGCUAAGAAAGAAGCUGAUCUCAAAAAAGGAUCUCAAUCUCAGACUUCCACUGAGAACUUGUACGAAGUCUCUAGUACUACACCUACAGAUGACGCUUUAUGCGAUUCAGCCUUGCCUAGAGACAGGCCUGCGUUACCAAAAACUCAACGAAAUGUUAAAGUGAAGAAGCUAGUUGAAAGGAAGCCGGUACGAACUAAAGCUAGUGAAACCGAGGAUUCCAGUAGUGCAUUGAAUCUUAGAUGUGUUAUUUGCCAGACAGAUUUCGCUUCAAAGAAUAAAUUAUUUGAACAUUUAAAAAAGACAGGUCAUUCCGUACCGCUUCCUCACACUAGCUUCCCACAAAAGAAAGGUAAAAAAGGUAAUAGGUAAAAUGUGCAAUGAAAUUUUAGAUAGGAAGAGAAGUACUAAUUAUCCAUUGAGAAAUCAAAAUAUAUCACAUCAGAUCCUAACAAACUGUAAAGUGACUUUAUCAAUCUAUUUAUUAAAUUUAUGAAUUAUGAUCACUCAAUAAAGUAUGCCUAAAGAAA
Maniola jurtina (meadow brown) is the source of this 2233-nucleotide messenger RNA. RefSeq names its product dnaJ homolog subfamily C member 21 (gene DnaJ-16). NCBI's taxonomy places the organism in Eukaryota, Metazoa, Arthropoda, Insecta, Lepidoptera, Nymphalidae. Bases 279 to 2075 code for a protein of 598 amino acids. The transcript has 7 exons. Gene Ontology annotation, cellular component: cytoplasm. Gene Ontology annotation, molecular function: nucleic acid binding; zinc ion binding. The record is from RefSeq and is a predicted model, not a curated record.